AUGACUGAGACCAACAAAUUCCACAUCCGAGAAGUAUGCCAGAACCCGACGGAUGGCGACUUUAUAGUCGCCGCGUUCGAUUCAGCGCUGCCUCACUUGGCCUCAAGUGGGAGUGGUGACCAGUGGGGCUCAACACCAUUUUCCGAGAGGGCCGACUAUCGCCAGCGCAUUCACGACAGCGUUCCACUGUCAGAAGCCUCCCGCCUUAAUCAGGAGGCUAGCGAACAUGGGAGGCUAUUUAUCGCCGAGGUAGAGACGGACAAUGGAUCGGACCUGCAAGGAUUAUCAUCUCGGGUGGACGACCAUGGAAAUCGCUUCCUCUCGGUUGGAGCUGCCUUCGUGAGAGAAAAUUGGUGGGCCGGCUAUCUCAAAGCUCACAACAGCACCAAGCCAAUCUACGAGAAUGCCAAAACCGAGGGAACUUUCUGUUAUGUCGAAAUGUUGAUAUCGGAUUUUCGAACAGGCACAGCACGGAAAGGGGCUGGUGCAGCGCUGCUCCAAAGAGCGAGGGCUUACUCGAUUUCAAGAGGAGCCAAGGCGUUAUACCUGGACUGUUGGGCUGGGAAUGGCGGGACCCUUGUCAAAUUCUAUACUGGGCAAGGGUUCAACAAAGUUGCCGACUUUUCCAUCGAGAGGCCUGACUCCGAUGGAUGGCCAGGAAGUCUUCUCAAGCUGGAACUUGGAACUUGA
Messenger RNA from Diaporthe amygdali, 690 nucleotides. RefSeq lists its product as uncharacterized. The coding region runs from base 1 to 690 and encodes 229 amino acids. The transcript has 2 exons. The record is from RefSeq and is a predicted model, not a curated record. NCBI's taxonomy places the organism in Eukaryota, Fungi, Ascomycota, Sordariomycetes, Diaporthales, Diaporthaceae.